AUGGCGAUAACUAGAUUGUAAUCAUAAUUAUUUUGUUUUCAAUCUCAAUGAACAAACUGUGUUAUUUAUGUCUUAAAAUACAAUUAGAAACUUAAUAACUACGUAACUAAAUAAAGUGUUCAUACUCACAAGUUAUAAAUUUAACGUUCAUCUUAAAAAUGUUGUCUGGCAGACCUCGAUUCAUAAAACCGGGCAAUGACCCACUCUAUCCAGCCAGAAACAAAGAUGGCGGAGUAGAGAUACUGAUAAACCCAAACACAGACUCUGCGCUGACCACAGAUAGUGAUGCAAAGACUAAUUUUGUCUAUAAUCGGUAUCAUCAUCUACCAUUGACUAGUCAGAGACAGAAGCUGCCGGUGUUCCAGUAUAGGAACCACAUAUUGUAUUUGUUGGAGAAGUAUCAGGCUUUGAUACUUAUCGGAGAAACUGGUUGCGGGAAGUCGACACAAGUGCCACAGUACCUCCACGAGAUCGGACAUAAAGUAGUAGUAACGCAACCACGAGUAGCGGCCGCGGCAUCAUUAGCGGCCAGGGUGGCUGAGGAAAUUGGUGAGCCGCUGGGCGAGUGCGUCGGCUAUGCUGCCGGCAUGACUAGUCUGCGCUCACCGCAUUCUAGUAUUGUGUUCAUGACGGAAGGCGUGUUGCUGCGAGAAAUGUUCGCGUCUCCACUUCUGAUGCAGUAUUCGGUCGUUGUUUUGGACGAGGUCCACGAAAGAUCGCAAAUGACAGAUGUGCUGAUGGGUCUGCUCAAGAAAAUAGCCAAAAAACGGAAAAACCUGAAGAUCGUCGUGUCAUCUGCUACAAUGGAUGCUGAAUUCCUGAAGGAUUUCUUCAAUCUGACAGACAAGAGAGAGAGGGAGAAACCUUCCACCUCUGUCAUCAUGUCCAUGCAGGGCCGGACUCACCCUAUUGACGUUUUUUAUACCCAAGAUCCGGUGCCGGACUACGUGAAAGCUACAGUAGACACAGUCAUCAAGAUACAUGAAAACGAACCUUUUGGAGAUAUACUAGCGUUUCUCACUUCACAGGAAGAAAUACUAACAGCAUUAGAAACAUUACAACUAUACGCAGAACAGAACAACGAAAAGAACAAAUACAGGAAACAGUUCCCGAGCGGCGUACAGGCGGCGAAUUUAUCCAUUCUACCAAUGUAUGGCAGUCUGCCACACCACAAGCAGAUCAAAGUGUUUCAAAUGGCGGACAAAAAUGUCAGAAAAGUGGUCUUAGCGACUAACAUAGCGGAAACUAGCGUCACUAUACCCGGGAUUGUUUAUGGUGAGUUUUACUCUAAUUCAGUAUUAACUAGAAUUUAUCCAUUCUACCAAUGUAUGGCAGUCUGCCGCACUAAGGCAAAUCAAAGUGUUUCAAAUGGCAGACAAGAAUGUUAG
Messenger RNA from Cydia splendana, 1388 nucleotides. Its product is annotated as probable ATP-dependent RNA helicase DHX35. The transcript has 9 exons. Gene Ontology annotation, cellular component: catalytic step 2 spliceosome; intracellular anatomical structure. The record is from RefSeq and is a predicted model, not a curated record. NCBI's taxonomy places the organism in Eukaryota, Metazoa, Arthropoda, Insecta, Lepidoptera, Tortricidae. The coding region runs from base 159 to 1388 and encodes 409 amino acids. Gene Ontology annotation, molecular function: helicase activity; RNA binding; ATP binding.